UAGAGAGCACUUAAUUACUGGACUCAAUCCCUUCGAAGAUUUAUAGGCAUUGACAUACCUAACAUGGCUGCAACAAAGGUAAGCCUGAAGCUUUUGAUAGACAAAAAGAGUCAUCGAGUGCUCUAUGCUGAAGCAGAUAAAGACUUCGUUGAUUUCCUCUUUAGCAUUUUCACUCUGCCGGUUGGAACAGUGACUAGGCUCUUACAGAAGCAAAACAUGGCAGGCUGCUUGCCUAGCCUGUACGAGAGCAUAGAGAAUCUGAGUGAUGCUUACAUUCAGCGAGAGCAACACAAAGACAUCCUGCUAAACCCAAAAGCAGCCAUUUCUGGUGCUAAAGUUCCUCUCCUCUUGCCAAGCGUUGAGCAGUCAUAUACAGCAAUGAAACUUUACAAGUGUAUUUGCAAUUGGAACAACUGUCCUUACGUGUCUAAUGACCAGAAAGCAAUUUGUCCUAAGAGCAGCAAGCCAAUGAGCUGGGAGCUAAAAUACGUAGACCCACCAACCUCUAAUGAGGAAGGUUACGUGAAAGGGUCGGUUACUUACAUGGUGAUGGAUGAUCUAGUUGUGAAGCCCUUGUCCACCAUUUCUGGUGUCACUUUAGUCAGCAAGUUUGGUGUCACGGACCUUGGGGCCGUUGAGGAGAAAGUGGUCCAUUUUGGCAUCGAUGAGGGUGUGAAAUUGCUCAAGGCUUCUCUGCAAUCAAAGACUGUUUUGACUGAUGUUUUGCUUCGAGCAGGGACCAAUGGAAGUCUAGGACUAAAUCUUUAUUAAUUUGUCGGUGCAAGAAGUGGGAGUGGGUGGGAUUAUUUAUCCAAAAAAUUAUCCGUGGGAUUUUUAUAUUUUUUGCAAUCAUGUUUCUAAUUAAUCACCUUUAUCCUGGAGGACUGUAAUGUAUAUUCAAAUGUUAUUGUAAAACAAGGUGUGGCAAUGUAUGCCUUUUAUAUAUUUUAUUUGUGAAUCUGCACUAAUUUUUUGUCCGGAGAUAA
Molecule: messenger RNA, 986 nt
Organism: Alnus glutinosa
Lineage: Eukaryota; Viridiplantae; Streptophyta; Magnoliopsida; Fagales; Betulaceae
Exons: 2
Coding region: 64-771 (235 amino acids)
Source: RefSeq, a predicted model, not a curated record